Miscanthus lutarioriparius is the source of this 1503-nucleotide messenger RNA. Lineage: Eukaryota; Viridiplantae; Streptophyta; Magnoliopsida; Poales; Poaceae. The record is from the annotation of a GenBank genome assembly.
AUGGCACUGGCUCUGAGGCUGCUUCUUGCAUUUCUGGUGAUCGGAUCCUGCAUCGCUGCUGACAACAUCGACUUGUGGCCGAUGCCACAGUCGGUGUCCCAUGGAACACAGAAGCUCUACAUCAAGAAAGAUAUCACAAUGUCAAUGGUGGGAAGCACGUAUUCUGAUGAGAAAUCAAUCUUGAAGGACGCCUUCCAGAGGAUGGUUGAUUUGAUCACACUGAACCAUGUCGUUGAUGGAAUAAACCCAAGUUCUUCGGUUCUCACUUGUGUUAAUAUAGUUGUCCAUACACCUGAAGAUGAGCUUAGCUUUGGGGCAGAUGAGUCAUAUAACUUAACUGUUCCAACAACAGGAGAUCCACUGUAUGCACAGAUCGAGGCUCAAACAGUUUUUGGAGCACUUCAAGCCUUGCAGACCCAGAUUUCCUUACCGGGGAUUGCUUAUUGGUUAGAACCAGCAUUUCCACCUUUUACACAUAUCAAAUGUCAACAAUGUGGACGUCCUCUUACUUGCAGAUACCGCAUGAGACACUACCUCCCUGUUAAGAUAAUCAAAGGAGUGAUUGAUGCAAUGGCUUACAGCAAAUUGAAUGUUCUCCACUGGCAUAUCGUGGACGAGCAGUCAUUUCCCAUUGAAAUACCUUCAUACCCCAAAUUGUGGAACGGUUCAUACUCUUAUUCAGAGAGAUAUACAAUGUCUGAUGCUAUUGACAUUGUACGGUAUGCUGAAAAGCGAGGUGUAAAUGUGUUGGCUGAGAUUGAUGUUCCUGGCCAUGCCCGCUCAUGGGGUGUCGGCUACCCAUCAUUAUGGCCCUCAGAAAGCUGCAGAGAACCACUUGAUGUCAGUAAAAACUUUACAUUUGAAGUCAUCGAUGGCAUUCUUUCAGAUUUUAGCAAGAUUUUUAAGUUCAAAUUUGUCCACUUAGGCGGUGAUGAAGUCAAUACAAGCUGCUGGACCACAACACCCCAUAUUGAAGGAUGGUUGAAAAAUAACCAUAUGAACGUAUCAGACGCAUACAGAGAUUUUGUAUUAAGAUCUCAAAAGAUAGCGAUAUCACAUGGCUACGACAUCAUAAACUGGGAAGAGACAUUUAACAGUUUUGGAGACAAAUUGGACCCAAAAACCGUGGUGCAUAACUGGCUUGGAGAAGAUGUAGCACCCAAAGUGGUUGCUGCAGGGCAUAGGUGUAUAGUAAGCAACCAGGAUAAGUGGUACCUGGAUCACUUGGAUGCCUCAUGGGAAGGAUUUUACAUGAAUGAGCCCCUAAAAGGUAUCAAUGAUACAAAGCAGCAGCAAUUGGUCAUUGGUGGUGAGGUUUGCAUGUGGGGUGAGGAAAUUGAUGCCUCAGACAUUCAGCAAACAAUUUGGCCACGUGCUGCAGCAGCUGCAGAAGCAGAGUUUACAAGCAACCUUGUAAUCUAUGGUAGUAUGAAAUUUGUAUGCCACUCACAAAUACUCAUCUGCCAUGCCAAGGAAUGCAUGGUUGCACUGCCAUCUGUAUGA